AUGGAUGAACAUAAAUAUAUUUUAGAAAAUUUUGAAAAAAAUGAUAUAUGUAAGGAAGAAAAGAAAGAAGACCCAAAUGCAUCAUUAGGAUGCCCAAAAAAAGAAAAAGAGGAAAACAGUUUAGUAGAUGAUAAAAUAAAUAAUGAAAAAAGCAAUCUUAAUAAUAUAAUAAAAACAAUAGAUGUAAAAAAUGACAAGGAAUUAAAGGAUAUUACACUCCAAAGAAUUAAUCACAAUAUUGUGACAACCAAUAAGGAUCAUUUAAUAAAUGAAGAGAAAAAAAAUGUAGGUGAAAAUAUAAAUGAUAAUAAAAAUAAACCUAUAGAUGAUAAUGAUAAUAAUAAUAAUAAUAUAUUGAAUGAUAAUAAUAAUAAUAAUAAUAAUAAUAAUACUUUGAAUGAACAUAACAAAACAAAUGGAGAUAUUAAAAACAACAAAUUUAAUAAUGUUUUUAUAAAUCCUUGCAAUGUUUAUCCUUAUAUGAAUGCUGUAAAUAGAACAAAUAGAAUUUAUAAGUAUGUAGAAAAAAUGAUACGACAAAAAAAACAUUUUAUGAUUAAAUAUAAAAAUUAUUAUAUUCAUUAUAUAGAAAAAGAUAUGGAUUUAAAAGAAAUAAAAAAAAAAUAUGAACAGAAUUAUCAGUUCACCAAGACAUAUAUUUGUAUUGAUGAAUUAUUAAAAAUUAAAAAGGAUACAAUAUUAUUUGUUAAGAAAAAUAUAGAAUUAAAUUAUAGAAAUACAAAUUUGCUUGAAAAUAAUAAAAUGAUUGAACCAAACAACAAUCUAAAUUGUAAGGAUAAAGAAAAUAUAAAUUCUGUAGAUAUAAGAAAUAUAAAUAAAAACGAUGAUAAUAAUUAUUUAGAUAUGUAUGAUAUAAAUAUGAAAGAAAUGAAUUCCAACUUAGGUUUCAAUUAUAUAUAUUAUUAUAUGAAUAGUAAUGAUAUUUUUAGUAAAAAUAUCUAUAAAAUAUAUAUAAUGCCAAGUGAAGAAAAUUAUAAACAUUAUAUGAAUAAUGAUAUGGAUGAACAGACGUGUAUAUAUAAUACAUGUAUUAAUAAUGUGGACCCUAAAAAUAAUUAUAAUAAUAUGAAUAAUAUAAAUAUGUAUAGACCAAAUAAUACAUAUAAUAAUGAUAAUAUGUAUAGAUCAAAUAAUACAUAUAAUAAUGAUAAUUUGUUUUCUUCUCGUUUUGAUGAGACUACUAAGAUAAUAUCAAAGCAUUCCAUCAUAAAAGGAAAUAAAAAAAUUACACACGGUUCUUUUAAAAAUGUAAGAAUAAUAAAUAUGAAACGUAACAAUACAUCACAUGUUACAUGUAAGAACUACAUGAGGAAGGGUAAAAAUUAUUAUGAAAGAAAAAAGAUAAAAAAUAUGAAUUUAAAAUAUAACAUACUUAAAAUAAAUCGGUAUAUCCUUUUUUGUAACAAUAUUUAUAAAAAUGCAAAAAUAAAAUAUAUACAUCAAAAUGUGGUUGAUAAAAUAUUAUCAAAUAGUAAUAUAGUGGAUCAUAAUAAAAUAAAUGCAUUUAUAAGAACAGAACAAAAUAGCAACAACAAUAAUAAUAAUAAUAGUAAUAAUAUUAAAGAGAAUGAUAAUCAUAAUAGUAAUAAUAAUAUAGAGAAAGAUAAUCAUUAUAGUAAUAAUAAUAUAGAGAAAGAUAAUCAUAAUAGUAAUAAUAAUAUAGAGAAAGAUAAUCAUAAUAGUAAUAAUAUUAAAGAGAAUAAAAAAAAUAUAUUUUUUAUCAACAAAACUUAUAAACGUUUUAUAGAUAAUUAUAAAAAUAUAUCUUUUAAGUUUAAAAAUUUAAUGAAAAAACAUUUUGAUGCUAAAUAUGAUUAUAUAUUUAAGAAAUUAUCUUAUUAUAUUACAUUAAAAAAAGAGAUAGAUUUAUAUAAAAUGGAUAUGUAUGAUAUGAAUAUUCUAGAGAUAUUAAAUAAGAAUCUAGAUAUACAUAAGAAAGAAAAUAAACUAAUUCAAAAUCUAAAUUCUACAAUUAAUCAUGAAGAAAUAGAAAAAAUAAAAAGACAACUUUUUCUUUUAGAAUAUUCAAAAAUUCAAAGUAGAGUAGAUAAAUCAUUAUAUGAAUUGGACAAAAAUAAAUAUAUAUUUUUAAAUCAACAAAAAAAAAAAAAAACAACAAAAAAAAAAACAAAAUCAAAAACAAUACAAAAUGAUAAUAUUUCAAAAUUGGAAAUAUUAAUAAAUGAGUCAAUAAAAAUUGAACAACACAUAGAUGUCGAAAAAAAUAUAAACACAAAAAAAUGCACUCAUUAUGAAAUAGACAAUUCAAAGUUUAUAUAUUCAAAAAUUGAACUCAUGAGGAAUCAUCUAGAAAUAUUGAAAUGUAGAAUAAGCAUCGAACAAAUAGAAAUUGAAAUGGAGAAAAAAAAAAUUAAGCAAGAAAUUUUAUUUAUGGAUCGACAGAAAGAAAUAAGGAAACAGGAAAGUAUAUUUAUUGAGGAGGAAAAAAAUAAAAUUAAAGAGGAAAAAAUAUCUAUUGAGGAGGAGAAAAAUAAAAUUAAAGAGGAAAAAUUAUCUAUUGAGGAGAAAAAUAAAAUUAAAGAGGAAAAAGUAUCUAUUGAGAAUGAAAAAAAUAAAAUUAAAGAGGAAAAAGUAUCUAUUGAGAAUGAAAAAAAUAAAAUUAAAGAACAAAAUAUAUCUAUUGAGGAGGAGAAAAAAAAAUUCUUACAUAACAAAGAAGCUCUGACUUAUGAAAUAAAAAAAAGCAUAUUAAUUGAUAACUUAUCUGUAGAAGAUAAGGAAAAGUUUCUAAACAUUAAGAAUGAAAAAAUAAAAUUAGACAAAGAAAAAAUGAAUAUUAAAGAAGAAAGAGAAAAAAUAGAAAAGGAUAAAAUAGAUAUGCAAAAUGAAAAAGAAUCCUUUUUUAAAGAGAAAAAAGCAUAUGAACUAAAAAAAGAACAAUUAGAAUUAGAUAUGAUAAUAGUAGAUAUACAAAAGAAGAUGAUAAAAGAAAAUUUUGAAAAAAUUGAAAAUGAAAAAAGAGAUUUUAGAAUCGACAUAUUAAAACCUAUAGAAAGAUUAAAUAGAGGUAUAAAUUAUUUAUAUUAUAAAAAGGCACUAAAAAUAUACAAUAAAUAUGGAAAAAAAGAAAAUAUGAAAUAUAAUAUAUAUAGAAACAAACAUAAGCAUACAGAGGAAUGUAGCAAUUCCAAUAUGUAUGAUGGUUUAUUUUCAAAAUGUCAUUUCAAUGUAGAUAAAUCUAAUAAAGAAGACCAUUCGAAACAGGUGAUAACUAAUAAAUUUGAAAGAGAAUAUAUGGAAAAACAAAGAAAAGAAAUGGAACAGUUAAGUCAAAAAAUUAACAAAGAUAUAAUUAAAUUAAUGGAUGAUAAGGCAGAUAUUAAAUUGAAUCAAGAAGAAAAUGAAAGAGAUAAAAAAAUAAUUAAGACACUUAGAGAAGACGUAAACAAAGAUAGAAUCAAAUUAAAAACUGAUAUAUUGCAGCUAGGAAAAGAAAAAGAUAAAAAUGAUAUACAAAAAAAUAAAAUAGAUAUGGAAAAGAAAAAUAUAGAAGAAGAAAAAAAUAAAAUAGAAGAAGAAAAAAAUAAAAUAGAAGAAGAAAAAAAUAAAAUAGAAGAAGAAAAAAAUAAAAUAGAUGUAGAAAAAAAUAAAAUAAAUGUAGAAAAAAAUAAAGUAGAUGUAGAAAAAAAUAAAAUAAAUGUAGAAAAAAAUAAAAUAAAUGUAGAAAAAAAAAAUAUAGAAGCAGAAAAAAUUAUAAUUUAUAUGGAAAGGAAAAAAAUCGAAGAAGAAAAAAAUAUAACUUAUGUUCAAAAGAAAACUAUUGCUACACAUAAAAAGAAUGUAGAAAAUCAAAUAUAUAAGUUUCGAAGAUAUGAAACAUAUAUAGGUUAUUUAAGAGUGCGAACACAUAAUGAUAAAAAAGAAUUAGAUAUAAAAAUAAAAGCAUUUGAAAAAAAAAUUCAACAGUUCGAAUUUGAAAAGAAAUUAUUAUGUAUAAGUAAAAAAAAUCUAGAUAAUGUUAAAAGUACUUUUUCUGAUAACACAAAAAAAUUUUUUGAAGAAAAAUCUUUAUUUGAGAUUGAACAAAUAAAAGUCGAAAAAGAAAAAAAUAAUUUAAUAAAUGAGAAAAAACAAAUAUGUAUGGAUAAAGCUAAAUUAGAAAUACAAAAAAAAGAAUUGUCAUUAGAAAAAUCGAAUUUUGAAAAAAAGAAAAAUAAAAUAAUAAAUGAAAAGUUAACUUUAAAAAAUGAAAAAGUAAUAUUAUCUCAGGAAAUAAUAAAAUUAGAAAAUAGGAUGAAUAAAAUUGCCCAUGAUAAGUAUGAAGGUACUUUAUUUAAUGAGCACCAGAAAAGUGACGACAUGAAAAAGCAAAAAAUCAAAAUGGAUGGUUUAAAAGAUGCAAAUACAAAAAAUAAACAUACAAAAAAUGAAAAUAUAAAAAAUGAAAAUAUAAAAAAUGAAAAUAUAAAAAAUGAAAAUAUAAAAAAUGAAGAUAUAAAAAAUGAAAAUAUAAAAAAUGAAAAUAUAAAAAAUGAAUAUAUAAAAAAUGAAUAUAUAAAAAAUGAAGAUAUAAAAAAUGAUAAGGUAAAAAGCCAAAGUGAUAAUAUAAACAUAUGUUCAAAUAAAAAUUCCAAAGAAUAUAAUAUCUCAAAGGAUAAGAAUUCAAAUUAUGAUUAUAAAGAGAGAAAAAAAAUAAAUAUAAUAAGUCAAAGUAAUGACGAUAUAAAUAAUAGUACAGGUAUGCACAUGCACGAUAACUGUACUUUUUUUAAAAAUAAAAAAAAAAAAGUACAAGAAGAAAAAAAAAAUAUUUCAAAAGGAGAAAAUAUAAAUGAAAUUAUAAAAAUAAAUGAAAUAAUAAAUAUAAAUGAAAGUAUAAAUAUAAAUAAAAAUAUAAAUAUAAAUGAAAGUAUAAAUAUAAAUAAAAAUAUAAAUAUAAAUAAAAAUAUACAGAAUAAUAUAAAUACAAAUACAAAUAACAAUAACAAUAACAAUAACAAUAUUAAUGCAAUUAGAAACUUAAAUAUCAAUAUUAUCGCUGACCAUCUUACAUGCCCCAAUAAUAAAUUAAAUCAUGAAAAAAGGAGUACACUAAAAAAUAAAGGGGAUGAAAAUUAUGAAGCAUCAAAGGAAAGAAUAGAAAAAGAAGGAAAUUAUGAUAAUAAAAUAGAAAGAAAUAAUGAUAUAGAAGAAAUAAGAAAAAGUAUAAAUGAAGAAGAAGUUGAUAUUAUAAGAGUAAAAAAUUAUAGUGAUUAUGAAGAUAUAACUAAUUUUGAUAAUAUGGAUGAUUCAGAUGAUGAUAAUAUAAUUUAUAAUGAUAUUGAUUUGCAUACCAUUAUAAGGACAGAUAUAGAUAUACGUCCGAAUAUAAAAGAUACAAGGAAUAUAUUUUUUCCUAUGGAUAUUAAAAAAAUAUAUGGAAGCUUAUAUAAAGUAAAAAAAAAAAAAAAAAAAAAAUAUUUCAAAGUAGGACAUAAUAUAAAUAAUAAAUAUCAAAAUAAUAAAAUUCUUUUUAAUAACAAUUUACAUAAUCUUAUUAUUUUAUUUUAUGAAUUUUAUUUUUAUAAUCAAAUGGAUAAUUUUAAAGUAGAUAUAAAUUUUUAUCAAGUGCAUAAUAGUUUAAUUUGCGUUGUAGAUGAACUUUUUAAUUUGCAUAAUUUACAAGAAGAAAAAUAUUUAUCAAAGAAAGAAAAUAUAAAUAUUUGCGACAAUAAAGAAAUUAUUAAAGAGGAAAAAAUUAACAAAGAGGAAAAAAUGAAAAAAGAGGAAAAAAUUAACGAAGCGGAAAAAAUGAAAAAAACUGAAAAAAUGAAAAAAAAGGAAAAAAUGAAAAAAACGGAAAAAAUGAAGGAAGCAGAAAAAAUGAAGGAGGCAGAAAAAAUGAAGGAGGCAGAAAAAAUAAAGGAAGCAGAAAAAAUAAAGGAAGCAGAAAAAAUAAAGGAGGCAGAAAAAAUAAACGAAACAGAAAAAACAAAUGAGCAGGAGAAAGAUAAUGAAGAAACGAAGAAGAGAGAACAGGAGGAUGAACCAUUUGUUUUGGACUAUAAAUAUUUGAACGGAGAUAAAAAUUUAUUAUAUUUAAGUUUUAAUAAUAUGAUAAUGAAAUAUAGAUCCGUUGAAAUAAAUUUACAUUUUUAUAAUGAAAAAGGUGAAUGCAUGACUCCCGAAAUGAUCUCAUCCUUAACUACUCAAUCGGAUAUUACUAACAUGUUAAAUGACCAUACACAAAUUUAUCAAAUUAGUAAUGUGAAUACAGUUGAAAAAAAUCAGAUUAAUGACAAUAAAAAAAAUGUAGAAACGGAUCAUAAAGAUGCUGCUACUACAAAUGAGCAAAGAAACAAUGAGCUCUCGACGAAUGAAAAUAAAAAUGACAUUAUUAGUGGCACAAAUAAUAAUGACAUUAAUAAUGAUAAUAAUAAAAAAAAAAACAUGCUGCCUACUUUAAAAAAAAACAAAGAUAAUGAAAAAAUAAAAACAAAUGAUAUGAUCAACAACCAAUGUGAACAUGAAGAAGAACAAAAAAAUGAUAAUAAUAAAAAGAAAAAGAAAAAGAAAAGCCCAUCUCCAAAUAAAAAAUGUUCUCCUAAUCAAUUAAAAGAAAAUGAUAAUGAGAAAACAUCUCCUGAAAAAAAAGAUAUGGAUUAUAUUAAAGAAGAUAGAAAAUAUUGCUAUAAGAUAUUGUAUGAAGAACAACCAUACAAAGCUUUGCUUAUAAAAAGUAAUUUGGGCAUAAAUUCUUCGGAAGAAAUAGAAAAUGACCAAAAAAAGAAGCAAGACCAAAUAUCAGAUAAUUUAGAAGAAUUAAAAGAAGAAAAAAUAAAAAAACCUAUACAACAUAUACAAAACGUAGAACAUAUAGAUGAAGUAGAGAAAUAUCAAACUGGAGAAUAUUUAAAAGAUUCAUCAGAUAUGAUAAAAAAUAAUACUGCUAAUGAGAUAGAAAUGAAUAAUAUUGCUCAAUCAAUUAAUAAUAAUAAAAAUAAUAACAAUAAUAAUAAUUAUAAUUAUAAUUAUAAUAAUAAUUAUAAUAAUAAUUAUAAUAAUAAUUAUAAUUAUAAUAAUUAUAAAUUUAACAAAUCAAUUAACAAAAAGGAAUUUGAAAAAAAAAGAAAUGAUAUCAAAAAAGGAGAUAAAAUAGAAGAAAGAAAAGAUAUAAAAAGAGAAGUAAUAAUAAGAACACCCUAUAAUGAAAAUACAAUAUAUGAUUUAUUUGAACAACAAAAACCUUUAAAUAUUCCAAAAGAAAUAUUGAAUAUAACAUCUUUAUUACCAUCUCCUUUUUUAACAACUUAUAAUAUAAAACCUAUAGGUCAAGUUAAAUUUAAUUAUGGAUAUAAUAACACCAAACAAGGAUUAUAUAAUUAUUGUUAUUCAUAUUUAUUAAGGAUACAUGAAGGUUUUGAUGUUUUCCCUGUUGAAGGUUUUAAAUUUAGAUCUAUUAUUAUUGACGGAGCAAAUGUUUGUGCAAAAAUUAUUAACGAAAAAAGUUAUAAUUUUUUUGAUAAAAAUUUAACAACAGUAUAUGACUGCUCUUUAUUAAAUGAAGUCUAUUUAUAUUUUAAGAAAAAAAAUGUGCAAGACAUUGUUAUAGUUCUUAAUUCUCUUACAAAAAAAGGAAAUGAAUAUUUUCUCAGAAAUAAAAAACUAUUUAAUUAUUCAUGUCUGGAAAAUUUAAUUAAAAUGAAUGUUAUACUUAUUAGUAAUGAAAAAUAUUAUCAAUGCGAAAAACGGGGGGUUGUUAAACAGCGUACUUAUGACGAUGUAGUGAUAUUACAGCUAGCUGCCCAUAAAAAUGGAUGUGUUAUAUCCAAUGAUAAUUAUAAUGACCUCAAACACGACGAAUAUUACAAGGAUAUAAAACAUGUCAUUUCUUAUUAUGUCGUGAAACAUGGUUACGAUAAAAAUAAAGGAUUCCAUUUAGACGUCACAAAAAGACCUUUAAAAUAUGUAUUAAAUGCUUUAUUUCAAAAGGUUUAA
Molecule: messenger RNA, 7959 nt
Organism: Plasmodium gaboni
Lineage: Eukaryota; Apicomplexa; Aconoidasida; Haemosporida; Plasmodiidae
Exons: 2
Coding region: 1-7959 (2652 amino acids)
Source: RefSeq, a predicted model, not a curated record